ACAGUUAUCAAAGGAAAAAAAAAUGUCGAGCGGGGCGAGUUUAAGUAUUGAAAAGCUAAAUAAAGAAAAUUACGACACAUGGAAAUUGCAAAUGGAAGCAAUACUCAUUAAAGAUGACUUGUGGGAAUAUGCAAAUGGUUCAAUAAUUAAACCUGAAGCAGCGGAUGAAGCCUCUUUAUGGAAUAAAAGGGAUGAUAAAGCCAGAGCCGAUAUUAUUCUUACCAUAAGUUCGAGUGAGCUAUGUCAUGUGAAGCAUUGCAAAAUUUCACAUGAAAUGUGGAAUAAAUUAAAGGAGGUUUACGAAUCCAAAGGACCCGCAAGAAAAGGUACGCUCUUGAAGCAAUUAUUAUUCACGAAAAUGUCCGGUAGUGAAACGUCCCGAAUACAUACGAAAAUUUUAGAUGUGCAAUCGAAUCGCGGGACCAAUUACCUACUCCAGAUGCGCUUAAGAUAAAAUUAU
Bombus impatiens (common eastern bumble bee) is the source of this 460-nucleotide messenger RNA. RefSeq lists its product as uncharacterized. The transcript is spliced from 2 exons. NCBI's taxonomy places the organism in Eukaryota, Metazoa, Arthropoda, Insecta, Hymenoptera, Apidae. The record is from RefSeq and is a predicted model, not a curated record. Bases 23 to 454 code for a protein of 143 amino acids.